AUCUAGACAAGAGGUAGCAGUAUGAGCAUAGACGGCAACAGUGUUGAAGAAGGAGGAAUGACAGAGAAAAGCAAUCAUAAUCCUCCUACUAAAGACGAUCAUGAGGAUUCAUCUUCAUCAAAGUUUCUUCUUUGUAUGUGCUUCUUUGGUACAGUAAGUUCCUCAAUUGGAUGUCUGAUAAGCAAAGAUUUCCUGGCGAUUCAAAGAGAAGCAAGUGAAUUUGGCUUGGGAGCAAAAUCGUACUACCUCGUAUUAGUUUUAAAUAUGGUAUUCUGGCAGCUAAUGCUUAUCGGAAGAGUGGGGAUUAUAUUUUGUACCUCCUCUCUCUUUGCUGGAGUCAUGAGCGCGGUAUUUCUUCCCAUCUCUCAGAUUGCUGCCGUGUUAACAUUUCAUGAGAGUUUUCCAGCAGAAAAAGGGAUGGCGUUGGUUCUGACUCUUUGGGGCUUCACUUCUUACUUCUAUGGCGUCUACAAGACGACCAGAAGACUAAAAUCGGCAACCAUGCAAUAAUGUAAACGCUUUAUGUCUUUUAUCCUUGUGGCUCUGCAGAUAAAUAUAAAUUCAAGCUUUUUGAA
Molecule: messenger RNA, 575 nt
Organism: Papaver somniferum (opium poppy)
Lineage: Eukaryota; Viridiplantae; Streptophyta; Magnoliopsida; Ranunculales; Papaveraceae
Product: purine permease 3-like
Exons: 2
Coding region: 22-510 (162 amino acids)
Cellular component (GO): membrane
Molecular function (GO): purine nucleoside transmembrane transporter activity
Source: RefSeq, a predicted model, not a curated record